ACCCCUUCCUUCCUCUCCCUCCCUAAUCCCCACUAAUGCUGACACCUUCCCGAUGUCUAUUUAUUACGUUCCUCUCUGUGUCUCUCUCUCUCUCUCUCAUAUUUAGUGUUCAUACAUAAAUUACACAUCUAGUCUAGUAUUAAAAGCAAAGCUUCUCUCUCUCACACACACGCACACCAACGAUCCAAUCUAGUUACCAACCAUACUAAAACCUUACACGGUCCCUUUGCUACGUCCCAUUUCCCCUUCGAAACAUAUCAUGUCAUAUCAUAUCAUAUAGUUGAGUUUGAGUUUCCGUUCCCUUCCCUUCCCUUGCAUUGCUGUGUUGUGUUGUGUUUUGUUUUGCAGCGCUACUUACUUAGUACUAUUAGUAACUAAGCAUACAUCCAUCCAUCCGUCAACUAAAAAGGCAAACUAAAUGGGUCCUUCACGUCCCUCCAUCUUCUUGUUGCUGUUUUUGUCAAUGGUAGUGCGUAUGUCAGCCUCACUUGGUAGUUCUAGUUCUGAUUUGGUUGAAUCAGAAUUCUUGAAGGUUCCAAUUUCAGAGUUUGCAAAUUCAGUGAGGUCCACCAUCGACAUGGUACAGCAGGUGGCCUCCCUCGUCUCCAGAUCCGCCGGUGUAUUCGGUGGUUUUCGCCUUUCUAAUGCCAUUGCCGACUGCCUUGAUCUCCUCGAUCUCUCCGCUGACGAAUUGACCCGUACUCUCUCUGCUUCUCAGUCUCCCAAUGGUACGUAUGGUAAACAUAACAGCACAGGAAAUCUAAGUGCGGAUCUGAGGACAUGGUUGAGCGGGGCACUAGGCAAUCAAGACACGUGCAUAGAAGGAUUUGAUGGUACCAAUUCCAUUGUCAAGAAUUUGGUGGCUGGUAGCCUCAACCAACUCACCUCUUUAAUCCAAGACAUUCUCCUCCAGGUUCGCCCACUUCCCGAUUUCAAAGCCAACAACCACAAUGGUGGUGGUGGUGGUGGUGGUGGUGGUAGGAAGCUUAAGAACGACGACGACCCUUUUCCGUACUGGAUCAAAUCAAAGGAUCGGAAACUCUUGCAAUCAAGUACGAAUGGGAAUGGGGUGCUGGUGGCGGAUGUGGUGGUGGCAGCAGAUGGCAGUGGUAACUUCAGCAAGGUGAUGGAUGCAAUAUCCGCGGCACCAGAGUACAGCAGUCGCCGCUACGUCGUAUAUGUUAAGAAGGGGGUGUACAAUGAGUAUGUGGAGAUCAGCAAGAAAAAAUGGAACCUCAUGAUGAUCGGAGAUGGGAUAGACGUCACCGUUAUAUCUGGCAACCGUAGUUUCAUCGACGGUUGGACCACCUACCGUUCUGCAACAUUCGCUGUUAAAGGCCAAGGCUUCAUAGCACGUGACAUGACAUUCGAGAACACGGCAGGACCACAGAAGCACCAAGCAGUGGCAUUCCGAUCAGACUCUGACUUGUCGGUUUUGUUUAGAUGUGCUAUAAGGGGAUUCCAAGACACACUCUACGCACACUCCUUGCGCCAAUUCUACAGAGAAUGCCAGAUCACCGGCACUGUGGAUUUCAUAUUUGGCGAUGGCACUGUCGUGUUCCAAAACUGCCAAAUCCUAGCCAGGUUAGGCCUGCCUGAUCAAAAGAACACCAUAACCGCCCAGGGCCGUCAAGACCUAAGUCAGUCCACGGGCUUCUCUAUCCAAUUCUCCAACAUAUCUGCGGAGCCAGAUUUGUUAACUUCAUUGAACUCCACGUACACAUACCUUGGACGACCGUGGAAGCUCUACUCGCGAACAGUCAUCAUGCAAUCGUACAUGAGCAACGCCAUAAGGCAGGAAGGGUGGCUAGAGUGGAAUGGGAAUUUCGCGCUGGAUACCCUCUUCUAUGGUGAGUUUAUGAACAAUGGACCAGGGGCGGGACUGGGUAGCCGGGUCAAGUGGCCAGGUUUCCGACCCAUGAAUGACUCAGCUCAGGCCUACAACUUCACUGUGGGUCAAUUCAUUCUAGGAAAUGAUUGGUUGCCAUCAACCGGUGUCAAGUAUACUGCGGGAUUGGGGGUUUAAAUUCUUGUGCGUUCCUUCCUAGUAGAGCUGUUAAAAUAUUAUAAGCAUACCAUAAUUGCAUUACUAAUUGUUAUAAUUCUUGUGUGGUAAAUUUUUAUUGAGCACGAUGGAGAAUUGAUUUGUGGUGACCAUAUUACAUAACGUGUUGUAUGGUACUACUAGUUAUUUUGUUCAUUUUGGGUAAAGAUUGUGGUGUGCCCUUUGAAAUUUGUAAUUCCACAAAGUAAAAGAAUUGGCUAUUUUUUAA
This is a messenger RNA of Camellia sinensis, 2273 nucleotides long. Its product is annotated as pectinesterase/pectinesterase inhibitor PPE8B. Gene Ontology annotation, biological process: cell wall modification. NCBI's taxonomy places the organism in Eukaryota, Viridiplantae, Streptophyta, Magnoliopsida, Ericales, Theaceae. The record is from RefSeq and is a predicted model, not a curated record. Gene Ontology annotation, molecular function: pectinesterase activity; enzyme inhibitor activity.